Molecule: messenger RNA, 468 nt
Organism: Striga asiatica
Lineage: Eukaryota; Viridiplantae; Streptophyta; Magnoliopsida; Lamiales; Orobanchaceae
Source: the annotation of a GenBank genome assembly
AUGGUUGCUCUUAAUGAUGUUGUGGAUGAUUUUCUCCAAAAUCACGGAGUGGCUCUCCAACCACACUACCGUGGCUGCGACGAUGUUGAGAACCCAGAUAAUGAAAUGUACAUUCGGUAUAUGAAUGAAAAUCGUCCAUUCCCAAGGGCCUCCAUAAUUGAAAACUCGUUCUUUGAGAUUCAAGGACCCAACUUUGCUAAUCAGCUCGUAUAUUCCAUUACAAAGGGACCCUUACUCGUGGGCUUCAAAUUGAGGCAGCGACUUUAUUAUGCAGAAAAUGAUGAAAUAGUGGACCCAGGUUCCUCACCACUGAAAUAUGAAGUAGUAAACAUAGUAGUAUCCUCACUCAAUGGGUUCGGAGUGCGCAACAAUCUCCUAUACUUCGAGAUCCUCUUAAUCACCGUACAUGAUAUCACUGCAGCAUGGGGAUAUGAAUGGGGAUAUGAUAUAGCAAUGAAUGUCCCUUAG